AUGGAAGAGAUAAGGAAGGGGCGGGGAGUGGACAUACAUUGGGGAGAGAGGAAACUCUGUGAUAGAUUACAUGAUUGUCAACCAGGAGGCGACAGAAGAGAUAAUUGGCAUGAAAGUAGGAAAAAGGACAGAGUCAGACCACAUGCCGUUAGAGAUAGAAAUAGGGGGCCGGAACUACAGGCAAAGGAGGAAAAAGAAGAAGAAGAGAAGGAGAAAAGAGAAUGGACAAACGAAAGUGGGGAAAAAUACCUGGAUAAAUGCAGAGACUGGACAUGCAAUGGAAGAACAGUGGAGGAAAUGUGGACAGAAAUCAAAAAAAAGAUAAACGAAGCAGUGCCAAAGAAGCAAGUGAAGAUACAGAAAUGGGGCAUGGGGGAGAAAGCGUGGUACGACAGGGAGUGGAAAGAAAGGAAAAGAGAGAUGAGAAGGAAGAUGACGAGGUUUAGGAAAGGAAAAUGCCGCAGAGAAGUGCUUAUAGAGGAAAACAGGCAUUCAAACAGUGGUGUAAGGAAAGAAAGGAAAGACACGAAGAAGAAGAAAUGGAGAAGAUAA
This is a messenger RNA of Bombus huntii, 552 nucleotides long. Its product is annotated as matrix metalloproteinase-2-like. The coding region runs from base 1 to 552 and encodes 183 amino acids. NCBI's taxonomy places the organism in Eukaryota, Metazoa, Arthropoda, Insecta, Hymenoptera, Apidae. The transcript has a single exon. The record is from RefSeq and is a predicted model, not a curated record.